AUGUCUGAUCCAGACUCUCAGCCUCCACAGGGGGAAGAGGGGCCUGUCGCUGCCCCAGUCCACAGCUCACAUCCUGGGCUGAAAGGCUCUGGUUCCUCCCCAGGCACAGAGCUCCAGGCGGGGGAGCAGGCGUCCCCUUCUGCCCCAGAACAGAGCCUCGAUCUUGGGCCGGAGAGCCAUGAUGACCUGGGGGCGGUGGAGCAGGAGAAAGAGGAGGAGGAGGGGGGAGGAGCAGGUCGAACCUCAGGGCUGGAGAGCUCCACUAAAGCCAGACCUCCUCUACUUCACCUGCGCAGAGGCGAGGCGGAGAUGAUGAAACAGGCCAGAGCCCUGAAGGAGGAGCGACGAGCGAUGCUGGACGGACGACACAAAUAUCUGAUCAGCAGGCUGGUGGACGCUGGGACCCUGGGGGAGCCCGAGGUGGAGGACGCCCUGCUCUCUGAUGACAAGUUCAGUCUGAUCGAGGAGUUCUUCUCUGCCAACGGAUCCAGGAGGCUGAUUUUCUUCUUUCAAGACGUGAAACAGCCUCCCUCCGUCAUGGAGGCAGCGUCCUCCUCCACUCCGGCUCAGAGGAAGCUCUUCCUCACCACAGGAAGCUCAGAGCCUUUACUGGGGAAGUGUCUGUUCUUCCUGAGGACCACCGACAAAGCCAUAACCAGCGCCACCGUGCACCAGGAAGUGAACUUCAGCGUGCUGGAUGGCGGCGGCGGCGGCGGUGGCGGCGUGCUGCGCGGCCUGGAGACUCUGCUGGGUGAUGUCAUGUUACCUGCUCUCAGGUCGCUGCAGACUUGGGGCGCUGUGAAGGGCGGAGCUUCCUGUCCAGACGUCCAGUCCUUCCUGUCGUCUGUGGAUCAGUUCGUCAGGAACCUGAGCUCGGCCAGAGCCAACAUGGAGGACAGGUUCCAGCUGCAGCAGGCGGAGCUUCCUGCCGCCGUCACACACCUGAGCAGCCCUGCAGACUUCACCUCCGCAGCCAAUAACAGCGAGCUGGUGGAGCGUCUGGAGGGCGUGGUCUCGGCGUGGACCAAUCAGAUCAAACAGGCGCUGACAGAGAGCGAGCAGAUGAGGAGGGAGGCCGAUGACGUCGGGCCCUCGGCCGAGCUGGAGCACUGGAAGAGACGCAUGGCCACCUUCAACAGUCUGAUGGAGGAGCUAAAGCGCCCUCUGGUGAAAAGGACUCUGGGAGUUUUGCAGGUCGCCAAGUCCAGAAUUGUUCGAACCUGGAGGGAGCUGGACGGGGACAUCACGGCGGUGGCCGGCGAGGCCAAAGACAACGUGCGGUUCCUCUACACGCUGGACAGGUUCUUUGGGCCGCUGGGGAGCUGCUCUCCGAGCGGCGUGUUGGAGCACAUUCCCAGUCUGAUGGCCAGUAUCCAGAUGAUCCACACCGUCUCCCAGUACUACAACACCUCCGAGAGAAUGACCUCUCUGUUCAUCAAGGUCACCAACCAGAUGAUCAACACCUGCAGGACCCACCUGCUGGGGGGCGUGGCCAAGAUCUGGGAGCACAGCAGGCCCGUGCUGUUGCAGCGGAUCUCAGAGUGCUGUAAACUGAACGUGGAGUACCAGAGAAGCUUCCAGACCAUCAGAGACAAACUGAGAGAAAACCCUGAGGCCCGUCAGUUUGAGUUCAGUGAGAACUACAUCUUUGGGAAGUUCGAUGCGUUCUGCAGGCGUCUGGAGAAGAUCGCCAACAUGGCGUCCACGCUGGAGGAGCUGGCCGCUCUGCAGCAGAUCAAGGUGGAGGGCAUCGAGAAGAUCUACGCUCGCUACCAGACCAUCGUGUCCACCACCAAGUCGAGAACGUACGACGUGCUGGACCACCGCAAGCUGGAGCGUGUGCUGGAGCUGCUGGCGGUGUGUGAGAGCGGUCUGGGCGUUGGCGGUCUGGGCGUUGGCGGUCUGGGUGUCGGCGGUCUGGGCGUCGGCGGUCUGGGCGUCGGCGGUCUGGGCGUCGGGGUGGAGCUGCGGCGUUCCUACGAGCUGCUGCUGCAGCGCUGCGGCCGCGAGCUGGAGCUCGUCAGGAGGAACUACCAGAGACACAGAGAGAACCCGCCCACCUGCAGGAACACCCCACCUGUCUCUGGCAGGAUCCUGUGGUGUCGGCAGCUCUACAGGAGGAUUGAAGCUCCCAUGUCGGUGCUGAAGAACAAACUGGACGUCCUCAAAGGUCCAGAGCUGUCGAAGGUGAUCAGGACUUAUAACAAGAUGGCGGCGGUGCUGCUGCAGUACGAGCUGCUGUACAUUAGAGGCUGGAGCGAGGCAGCGGAGACGACGCCUCACCGGCUCAGCGCCGCCCUGCUGGUCAGACAGGAGAACGGCAAGGUGUGGGUGAACCUGGACCCCCUGGUGCUGGAGGUGCUGCAGGAAGCCCGCUGGAUGAGCAAACUGGGCGUGGCCGUGCCGAAGGUGGUCGUCAAGAUGGCUUCCAGAGAAACGCAGAUCAAGACUCUGUACAGCCGGCUGCUGGAUCUCCUGCAGGACUUCAGCUCGGCGGUGGCCCGGGUCCCGCCUCUCCUCGCCCCCCUGAUGCAGCCGUUCGUGGGCCGGGUGGAGGCGGCGCUCUCGCCCGGCCUCACCACGCUGUCCUGGACCGCCAUCAACACUGACACAUACUCCAAGCUGAAGACUCGCUGUCAGUCUUGUCUUCCCUGCCGGUUCUACAAUCUGAUUGGUCAGCUCUGCCACCGCAACACCGAGGCGCUGGUCAAAGGAGCUCCUCCCCUCUUCACGGCCUCCCUGCAGCUGGCCAUCCCCAGCAUCGUGCUCACUCCCAGCCUGGACGACAUCCAGGUGGAGCAGGCGGCGGCUCGGGACGCCGGAGACGACAGUCCGGUCAAGCAGCCGGUGCUGAGGCCUCUGGACAGACAGCUGGCCGAGCACAAGGACGUCUCCAAACUGGUGAACCAGCUGGGCUCCAUAGUGUCGUCCCUCAGAUCCCAGGCUGCUGACACUCUGAGUGAACUCACUCACUUCUCCACACUGUGGAACCAGGACCCAGAGGAGCAGGUGAAGGCCUUCCUGCAGUGUGAUCCAUCCCUGACCGAGUUCAGCUCGCAGAUCUCUUCCUACUCAAGGCUGCAGGUGCAGAUCGAGGAGCUUCCCGCCUCCUGUGCGGUCGGCCCCGUCCUGCUGGACAUGGACCAGCUCAAGCUGUCGCUCACACAGGAGUGCCGGCUGUGGAAACGGGCGUUCGGCGCCGCGCUCCACCGCCGCGCCUCUGCCGACAUGGACGAAGUCUUCUCAUUCGUGGACGGGCUGACGAAGCGGCUGCAGCGUCCAAUCACAGACCUGGAGGACGUGCGCGGCACCAUGGCGGCGCUCAGAGAGGUUCGGGAGGAGGAGGUUCGUAUCGACACUGCCAUCGGCCCGGUGGAGGAAUCCUUCGCUCUGCUCAACAAACACGAGCUGCUCUUCAGCAACGGGAACGCCGAGCGGGUGGACGGCCUGACGUACGCCUGGAAAAACCUCAACGCCCUGGUGCUGCAGAACCAGGACACUCUGGUGAGGCUUCAGCCCAGCAUGAAGGCAGAUCUGCUGUCUGGGGUGCAGAGCUUCCAGACCGCCGUGCACAGCUUCUGCACCGCCUACGACCAGAGGGGUCCAGGUGUGGAGGGCGUGGCUCCAGCUGAAGCCAGUGAGCGGCUGCAGAGUUUCCAGGCAGAUUUCGAUCAGCUGUGGAGGAAAUACAUCACAUACAGCGGAGGAGAGGAGCUGUUCGGGCUGCCGGUCCACGAGUAUCCGGACCUCCAGAGGAUCAGGCGGGAGCUGUCGCUGCUCUCCAAACUCUACGGCCUGUACAGCUCCGUCAUCGACAGCGUGGCCGGCUACUACGACCUCCUGUGGGCCGACCUCGACAUCGAGAAGGUCAACGCCGAGCUGCAGGACUUCCAGAGCAGGAUCCGGAAGCUUCCCAAGGCGCUGAAGGAGUGGCAGGCCUUCAGAGAUCUGAAGAAAAGCAUCGAUGACUUCAGUGAGACGUGCCCUCUGCUGCACAUGAUGGCCAGCAAGGCGAUGCUGCUCAGACACUGGACUCGUCUCAGCGAGCUGACCGGCCACACUUUCCAGGUGGAGUCAGAAAGUUUUUCGCUCAGGAGCAUCAUGGAGGCUCCGCUGCUGAAACACAAAGAGGACAUCGAGGAUGUGUGCAUCAGUGCAGUGAAGGAGCGGGACAUCGAGGCCAAGCUGAAGGACGUGGUGGCAGAGUGGAGCAGCCACACGCUCAGCUUCGCCCCCUUCAGGUCGAGAGGGGAACUGCUGCUGAAAGGAGGCGACACGGCCGAGAAGAUCUCCAUGAUGGAGGACAGUCUGAUGGUGCUGGCCUCGCUGAUGAGCAACAGGUACAACGCUCCGUUCAAGCCGGCCAUCCAGCAGUGGGUCCAGAAGCUCUCCAACACCACCGAGGUCAUCGAGAAGUGGUUGUCGGUUCAAAACCUGUGGAUCUACCUGGAGGCUGUGUUCGUGGGAGGAGACAUCGCCAAGCAGCUGCCUCAGGAGGCCAAGCGCUUCCAGAACAUCGAUAAGUCGUGGCAGAGGAUCAUGCAGCGAGCGCACGAGGUCCCUGCUGUCGUGCAGUGCUGUGUGGGAGACGAGACGCUGAGCCAGCUGCUCCCUCACCUCCUGGAGCAGCUGGAGCUCUGUCAGAAGUCUCUGUCUGGUUAUCUGGAGAAGAAGAGGUUGGUGUUUCCUCGUUUCUUCUUCGUGUCCGACCCCGCCCUGCUGGAGAUCCUGGGCCAGGCCUCCGACUCCCACACCAUACAGGCUCAUCUGUUGAGUCUGUUCGAUAACGUAAACAGAGUCGUGUUCAGCGAGAAAAUCUACGACCAGAUCCUCAGCUUCCAGUCUCAGGAGGGAGAGACUGUGGAGCUGAGCCAGCCCGUCCUGGCCCAGGGGAACGUGGAGGCGUGGCUUGUCCAGCUGCUGGCCGGCGUGCGAAACACGAUCCACGGCGUCAUCCGGCGGGCCCACCUGGCCCUCAGCGACCCGGGCCUGAAGCUGCUCGAGUUCCAGUCGGCCUUCCCCGCUCAGGUGGGCCUGCUGGGCAUCCAGAUGAUCUGGACCCGAGACGCAGAGGAGGCCCUGGGGCUCAGCAGGACGGACAGGAAGAUCAUGCAGGCGACCAAUCAGAAGUUCCUGGACCUUCUGAACGAGCUGAUCGACGUGACGACCCGCGAGCUGAGCCGCAACGAGAGGACCAAGUACGAGACGCUCAUCACCAUCCACGUGCACCAGAGGGACAUCUUCGACGAGCUGGUGCAUCUGAACGUUCGCUCGGCGUCGGACUUCGAGUGGCAGAAACAGUCGAGGUUUUACUUCCUGGAGGAAACGGACAAAUGUGUCAUCCAGAUCACAGACGUGGAGUUCAGCUACUGCAACGAAUACCUGGGCUGCACAGACAGACUGGUCAUCACCCCGCUCACAGACAGGUGUUACAUCACGCUGGCUCAGGCUCUGGGCAUGAGCAUGGGCGGAGCUCCGGCCGGCCCGGCGGGAACAGGAAAGACCGAGACCACUAAAGACAUGGGUCGCUGUCUUGGAAAGUAUGUGGUGGUCUUCAACUGCUCUGACCAGAUGGACUACAGAGGACUGGGACGCAUCUACAAAGGCCUGGCCCAGUCUGGAGCCUGGGGCUGUUUCGACGAGUUUAACCGCAUCGAGCUGCCGGUGCUGUCUGUGGCCGCUCAGCAGAUCUACAUCGUCCUGCAGUGCAAGAAGAACAAGAAGAAACAGUUUGUCUUCACCGACGGAGACGUGGUCGACAUGGACCCCGAGUUCGGCAUCUUCCUCACCAUGAACCCGGGUUACGCGGGUCGCCAGGAGCUGCCGGAGAACCUGAAGAUCCAGUUCCGCACGGUCGCCAUGAUGGUUCCGGACCGGGCCAUCAUCAUGAGGGUCAAACUGGCCAGCGCUGGUUUCCGUGACAACCAGGUUCUCAGCAGGAAGUUCUACACCCUGUACAAGCUCUGUGAGGAACAGCUGUCCAAACAGGUGCACUAUGACUUUGGCCUGAGGAACAUCUUGUCAGUUUUGAGGACGCUGGGAGCCGUGAAGAGAUCCAACCCCUCGGAGCCAGAGAAGACUGUGGUGAUGAGGGUCCUGAGGGACAUGAACCUCUCCAAACUGGUGGAUGAGGACGAGCCUCUGUUCAUGAGUCUGAUCAAUGAUCUGUUUCCUGGUAUCGUCCUGGACAAAGCCGGGUAUCCAGACCUGGAGUCGUCUAUCUGCAGCCAGGCUCAGCAGGCCGGCCUGAUCCCCCAUCCUCCCUGGAUGCUCAAACUGGUCCAGCUGUACGAGACGCAGCGAGUCCGACACGGCAUGAUGACUCUGGGUCCCAGCGGAGCGGGGAAGACGUCCUGCAUCCACACUCUGAUGAAGGCCAUGUCGGAGUGCGGCGCCCCCCACAGGGAGAUGAGGAUGAACCCCAAGGCCGUUACCGCCGCCCAGAUGUUCGGCACGCUGGACGUCACCACCAACGACUGGACGGACGGCAUCUUCUCCACGCUGUGGAGGAAGACCCUGAAGGCCAAGAAGGGGGAACACAUUUGGAUAGUCCUGGACGGCCCAGUGGAUGCGAUCUGGAUCGAGAACCUGAACUCGGUUCUGGACGACAACAAGACCCUGACGCUGGCCAACGGAGACAGAAUCCCCAUGGCUCCCUGCUGCAAGGUGGUGUUCGAGCCCCACAACAUCGACAACGCCUCCCCGGCCACAGUGUCCCGUAACGGGAUGGUGUUCAUGAGCUCCUCUGUGCUCAGCUGGAGGCCCGUCCUGCAGGCCUGGCUCCAAAAACUACCUCAACACCAGGCUGACGCCCUGCAGGGCUGCUUCACCUGCUGCUACCAAGAGCUGCUGGACUUUGUCUCCACCUGUGUGUCUCCUAAGAUGCAGGUGCUGGAGUGCAUGUACAUCAGACAGACCAUCGACCUGCUGCAGGGGUUGCUCCCAGCGUCAGAGGAGAGACAGGGUUGCCAUGGUGACGUUGGGCGGCUGUUUGUGUUUGCGUUGAUGUGGAGUCUGGGAGCGCUGCUGGAGCUGGACGACCGGGCCAAGAUGGAGGCUUUCCUGAAGGGUUUCAGCUCGGCUCUGGACCUGCCUCUGACCCAGGGCGACCAGACCAUCUUCGAGUUCACCGUCAGCGAGCAGGGACAGUGGGAGCACUGGUCCAACAAGGUCCCGGAGUACGUCUACCCAGCAGACCAUGUUCCAGACUACUCGUCCAUCCUGGUGCCCAACGUGGACAAUGUGAGGACGGACUUCCUGCUGCAGACCAUCAUGAAGCAGGGAAAAGCUGCGCUGCUGAUUGGAGAGCAGGGAACCGCCAAGACCGUCAUGAUCAAGGCCUACACCAGUAACUUCGACCCGGAGCUCCAUCUCAGUAAGAGUGUUAACUUCUCGUCGGCCACGCUGCCCGGCAUGUUCCAGAGAACCAUAGAGAGCUACAUCGACAAGCGCAUGGGCGCCACCUACGGGCCGCCGGCAGGACGCAAGAUGACGUUGUUCAUUGAUGACAUAAACAUGCCCGUCAUCAACGAAUGGGGAGACCAGAUAACCAAUGAAAUUGUGCGUCAGCUGAUGGAGCAGGGUGGUUUCUACAGUUUGGACCGUCCGGGAGAGUUCACCACUGUAGUAGACGUCCAGCUGGUGGCGGCCAUGAUCCACCCCGGCGGCGGCCGUAACGACAUCCCCCAGCGGCUGAAGAGGCAGUUCUCCAUCUUUAACUGCUCGCUGCCCUCCAACUCCUCCAUCGAUAAGAUCUUCGGCACCAUAGCUCAGGGGUACUUCUGCCCGGAGAGGGGCUUCCCCGCCGAGGUGUGCUCCCUGGCCGCCGCCCUGGUGCCCACCACCCGGCGGGUAUGGCAGGCCGUCAAGGCGAAGAUGCUGCCGUCUCCUGCCAAGUUCCACUACAUCUUCAACCUGAGGGACCUGAGCAGGAUCUGGCAGGGCAUCCUGACGGUGAGGUCAGAGGUGUGUAGCAGCCGCUCGCUGCUCGCCGCUCUCUUCCACCACGAGUGCAGCAGAGUGAUCGCCGACCGCUUCACCGACAGCACCGACAGAGAGGCUUUCAGCAGCAUCAUCCACAGGAUCACAGCGGAGGAUCAUGGGACGGCUCUUACUGAGCAUGCCCAGUGGAACAGCCUGUUUGUGGACUUCCUGCGUGAAGCUCCGGAGGCGACGGGCGACGAGCCGGAGGACGCCGAGCUGGAGGCCCCCAAGGUGUAUGAGCCAAUCGAGUCGCUGGCCUCGCUGGCGGAGCGUCUGUCUGUGUUCCAGCAGCAGUACAACGAGGCGGCGAGGGGCGGAGCCAUGGACCUCGUCUUCUUUGAGGACGCGAUGACGCACCUGGUGCGGGUGUCCCGGGUGCUGCGGACGCCGCAGGGGAACGCCCUGCUGGUCGGGGUGGGCGGCUCGGGCAAGCAGAGCCUCACCAGGCUGGCCUCCUUCAUCGCCGGGUACCAGACCUUCCAGAUCACCCUCACCAGGACGUACAGCUGCUCUAACCUGCUGGAGGACCUGAAGGCUCUGUACCGCCUGGCGGGGCAGCGAGGCCAAGGAGUCGCCUUCCUGUUCACCGACAACGACAUCAAGGACGAGGCCUUCCUGGAGUACAUGAACAACGUGCUGGCGAGCGGUGAGGUUUCCAACCUGUUUGCUCGUGACGAGGUCGAUGAGAUCACUCAGGAUCUGAUUCCCGUCAUGAAGCGGCAGCACCCCCGUCGACCUCUGACCCCUGAGAACCUGUACGACUACUUCCUGUCCCGCGUGCGCAGCAACCUGCACGUCGUGCUCUGCUUCUCACCUGUCGGGGAGAAGUUUCGCACUCGAGCCCUGAAGUUCCCCGGCCUGAUCUCGGGCUGCACGGUGGACUGGUUCCAGCGCUGGCCGCGGGACGCCCUGGUGGCCGUGUCCCGUCACUUCCUGUCUCAGUACCAGGACCUGCGCUGCUCGGAGGAAGUGAGGCAGAGCGUGGUGGUUACCAUGGGAACCUUCCAGGACCUGGUGGCGGAGAAAUGCACCGAGUAUUUUGAGCGUUUCCGCCGUCAGACCUACGUGACGCCCAAAUCCUACCUGUCCUUCAUCGAGGGCUACAAGGCCGUCUACUCGGAGAAGAUGGCUCAGGUCGGCACGCUGGACGAGCGCAUGAAGACAGGUCUGUGUAAGCUGCUGGAGGCGGAGCAGGCGGUGAAGCUGCUGUCCGAGCAGCUGCAGGUGAAGGAGCAGGAGCUCGCCGUCGCCUCCAGCAGGGCAGACGCAGUCCUGCAGGAGGUCACCGCCAAGGCCCAGGCUGCUGAACAGGUGAAGCAGCAGGUGCAGAAGGUGAAGGAUAAGGCUCAGCUCAUCGUGGACGAGAUCGAGGCUGAUAAAAGUGCAGCAGAGUCCAAACUGGAAGCUGCCAAACCUGCACUGGAGGCUGCAGAGGCUGCACUGCAGACCAUUAAGCCGGCGGACAUUGCCACCGUGCGGAAGCUGCAGAAACCUCCUCACCUCAUCAUGAGGAUCAUGGACGCCGUGCUGCUGCUCUUCCAGAGGAAGGUCGACCCGGUGACCUCUGACCCCGAGCGACCUUGUCCACGACCCUCCUGGUCCGAGGCGCUGAAGCUGAUGCAGAACUCCUCUUUCCUCAGCAUGCUGCUCAACUUCAGCAAGGACAGCAUCACGGAGGAGGUGGUGGAGCUGCUGCAGCCCUACCUGCUGAUGGACGACUACAACCUGGACUCUGCCAAGAGGAUCUGCGGCAACGUGGCCGGACUCUGCUCCUGGACCGAGGCCAUGGUCGACUUCUUCUCCAUCAACAAGGAGGUGCUGCCUCUGAAGGCUAACCUGGCCCUGCAGGAGGCUCGGCUGCUGGUGGCUCAGGCUGAACUCGCUAAAGCUCAGGAGCAACUGGACGCUAAACAACAGGAGCUGGACGCCGUGCAGGCGCUGUACAACGCCGCCAUGAAGGAGAAGCAGGACCUGCAGGACGACGCCGAGGCCUGCCGCCGCAAGAUGGCCAACGCCACGGCUCUGAUCGACGGGCUGGGAGGAGAGAAGGUGCGCUGGACGGAGAGCAGCGCCGCCUUCCAGUCCCAGAUCAGACACCUGGUGGGCGACGUGCUGCUGGCCACCGGCUUCCUGUCGUACGCCGGCCCCUUCAACCAGGAGUACCGCGGCCGGCUGCUGCAGCUGUGGACCGGGGAGAUGGCACGGCGGCACAUCCCGCACAGCCCGGACCUGAACGUGAUCGGCCUGCUGGUGGACAGCGCCACCGUCGGGGAGUGGAGCCUGCAGGGUUUACCCAACGACGACCUGUCCGUCCAGAACGGCAUCGUGGUGACGAAGGCGUCGCGCUACCCGCUGCUGAUCGACCCGCAGGGCCAGGGGAAGAGCUGGAUCCAGAACCGAGAGAGAGACCGGCAGCUGCAGGUGACGUCGCUGAACCACAAGCACUUCCGCUCUCACCUGGAGGACAGUCUGUCUCUGGGACGGCCGCUGCUGCUGGAGGACGUGGGCGAGGAGCUGGACCCCGUCCUGGACCACGUCCUGGACAAGAACUACAUCAAGUCCGGGUCCACGUACAAGGUGAAGGUGGGCGAUAAGGAGGUGGACGUGAUGAAGGGCUUCACCCUCUACAUCACCACCAAGCUGGCCAACCCGGCCUACAGCCCCGAGGUCAGCGCCCGCACGGCCGUGGUCGACUUCACCGUCACCCAGAGAGGCCUGGAGGACCAGCUGCUGGGCCGCGUCAUCCUGCUGGAGAGACAGGAGCUGGAGGCGGAGCGAGUGCAGCUCCUGCAGGAGGUGACGUCCAACAGGAGGAGGAUGCAGGAGCUGGAGGAGAACCUGCUGCUGCGGCUCAGCAGCACACAGGGGGCGCUGGUGGACGACCUGUCACUCAUCCAGGUGCUCAGGGUCACCAAGAGCACCGCCCAGGAGGUGAGGGAGAAGCUGGCUGUGGCGGGGCACACUGAGGCUCAGAUCACGCGUGCGAGGGAGGAGUACCGGCCGGUGGCCAGCAGGGGGAGCCUGCUGUACUUCCUGAUGGUGGAGCUGUCGCAGGUGAACGUCAUGUACCAGACGGCGCUGCGUCAGUUCCUGCACGUCUUCGACUCGGCCAUGCGGCGCUCGGCCAGGUCGCCCAUCACCUCCCAACGCAUCGCCAACGCCAUCACCUGCCUCACCUACCAGGUGUACCUGUACACAGUCAGAGGUGUGUAUGAGCAGCAUCGUCUCCUCUUCACUCUGCUGUUGGCUCUGAAGGUCGACCUGCAGGCAGGAAACAUCUCCCAGCCUGAAGUGCUCACCUUCAUCAAAGGCGGAGCCUCUCUGGACCUGAACUCGGUGGAGGCCAAGCCUCGGCGCUGGAUCCAGGACCUCACCUGGCUGCACCUGGUGCAGCUGGCACACCUGCCGCCCUUCAGCCACAUCCUGAGCCAGGUGAGUCAUAACGAGCGUGCCUGGAGAUCGUGGUUCGACCAGCCGGCCCCGGAGGACGCCCCGCUGCCUGACGGGUACGAGGAGAAGCUGGACACCUUCCGGAAGCUUCUGCUGAUCCGGAGCUGGUGUCCCGACAGGACCAUCGCUCAGGCGCGGCGCUACAUCUCUCAGUGUUUGGGUGGGCAGUACGCGGAGGGCCUGGUUCUGGAUCUGGACGCCAUGCUGGCAGAGAGCGACUGCAGGACGCCGCUGGUCUGCCUGCUGUCGACGGGCUCCGACCCGACCGAGAACAUCGAGAGGCUGGCCAAGAGCAAGGGGGCGCCAUGCAGGCCCAUCUCCAUGGGGCAGGGCCAGGAGCUCCACGCUCGCAGGCUAUUGGCCCACAGCAUGACGGACGGCGGCUGGCUCCUCCUCCAGAACUGCCACCUGGGCCUGGACUUCCUGGACGAGCUCCUGGACACCGUCACCACGGCGACAGCCGAGAGCGUGCACGAGGGCUUCCGGCUGUGGGUGACGACCGACGUGCACGCCAGGUUCCCCAUCACGUUCCUCCAGUCCUCCAUCAAGUUCACUAACGAGCCUCCUCUCGGGAUGAAGGCGGGGCUGAAGCGAACGUACGCUGGGAUCUCCCAGGAGCAGCUGGAGGUGAGCAGCCUGCCGCAGUGGAGACCUCUGCUGUACGCCGUGGCCUUCCUGCACAGCGCCGUGCAGGAGCGGCGUAAGUUCGGGCCCCUCGGCUGGAACAUCCCGUACGAGUUCAACCAGGCGGACUUCACCUCCAGCAUGCAGUUUGUGCAGAACCACCUGGACGAGCUGGAGGCCAAGAGGGGAGUGAACUGGAGCUGCCUGCGCUACAUGCUGGGUGAGGUGCAGUACGGUGGCCGGGUGACAGACGACCUGGACAAGCGCCUCCUCAACACGUUCACUCGCGUGUGGUUCAGCGAGAACACGUUCUCCGACACGUUCUGCUUCUUUAAGGGCUACAGGAUCCCGGGCGGGGCGCGCACCGUGCAGGACGUCCUGCAGCACAUCGACCAGCUGCCGCCGCUCGACUCACCUGAGGUGUUCGGGCUCCACCCCAACGCUGACAUCACCUACCAGACCAACCUGGCCAAUGAGACGCUCAGCAUCAUCACCAGCAUCCAACCAAAAGACAGCGGGGGCGGAGCCGGCGAGACCAGGGAGGCCAGCGUACAGAGACUGGCCAAUGAGAUGCUGGAGAAGCUGCCACCCGACUACGUGCCGCACGAGGUCAGAGGUCAGCUGCAGAAGAUGGGCCCGCUGCAGCCGAUGAACAUCUUCCUCAGACAGGAAGUGGACCGCAUGCAGCGAGUCCUCAGCGCCGUCCGGAGCACGCUCAGUGACCUGCAACUGGCCAUCGACGGCACCAUCAUCAUGUCGGAGGAGCUGCGGGACGCCCUGGACUGCCUGUUCGACGCCCGGCUGCCGCGGCGGUGGCUGCGGCUCAGCUGGGCCUCGGCCACGCUGGGCUUCUGGUUCACGGAGCUGCUGGACCGGAACCAGCAGCUCGGCUCCUGGAUCGGCUCCGGGCGGCCGAACCAGUUCUGGCUCACCGGAUUCUUCAACCCGCAGGGUUUCCUGACCGCCAUGCGUCAGGAGACGACCCGUUCCAACCUGUCCAGGGGCUGGGCCUUGGAUACGGUCGUCCUUAGCAACGACGUGACCAGGAUGAUGCGGGAGGACGUGUCGGCUCCGCCCCCAGAGGACGUGGGCGGAGUCUACAUCUACGGCCUGUACCUGGACGGGGCGGGAUGGGACCGCCGCGGCGCCAAACUCACAGAGGCCCCGCCCAAGGUCCUCUUCACGCCGCUCCCCGUGGUCCACGUCUACGCCGUCAGCUCAGCCAACAUGGCGGACGGUAAGCGUCAGCCCGGUGGCGGCGGCGGCGGCGGCGGGACGCUCAGCCUGUACUCGUGUCCCGUGUACAAGAAGCCUCAGCGCACCGACUUGACCUUCAUCUUCUCUCUGCAGCUGCGCAGCGUGCAGCCGGCCGAGCACUGGACGCUGCGCGGCGCCGCGCUGCUCUGCGACUGCAAGUGAGCCCGCCGCCGCCACCCGGUGGUGGCACUGAUAUACACAAUAAGAAUGAAUGAACUAAACCCUCAGUGCCCUGAAGGGUUAUCUGUCCUGCACACAAACAGCAUCAAAACAUCUGGAUCUCAGUUCACGUAGGAAGUGAAAAUCUUUGUUCUUUACUGCGAUUCUUUAGGUUUUGAUUGAAAUGACUCUGAUUUAUUGUAGCUCUGUGUUUCUGUGACUGCAAAAACAAAAAGAACAAAAAAAACA
Molecule: messenger RNA, 13722 nt
Organism: Myripristis murdjan (pinecone soldierfish)
Lineage: Eukaryota; Metazoa; Chordata; Actinopteri; Holocentriformes; Holocentridae
Gene: dnah5l
Product: dynein, axonemal, heavy chain 5 like
Exons: 92
Coding region: 1-13476 (4491 amino acids)
Biological process (GO): microtubule-based movement
Cellular component (GO): axonemal dynein complex
Molecular function (GO): ATP binding; dynein intermediate chain binding; minus-end-directed microtubule motor activity
Source: RefSeq, a predicted model, not a curated record